Molecule: messenger RNA, 2264 nt
Organism: Onychomys torridus (southern grasshopper mouse)
Lineage: Eukaryota; Metazoa; Chordata; Mammalia; Rodentia; Cricetidae
Gene: Pnma2
Product: PNMA family member 2
Exons: 3
Coding region: 628-1722 (364 amino acids)
Source: RefSeq, a predicted model, not a curated record
GGGAGGGUACAAGGGGGUGGGGGGCACCCGGAGCCCGCGCUCCGGAAGUGAAGCGGCCACUCCACCCGCUAAUGGAUGCGCAGCGGCCGCCCAGCAGACAGCUCUCGGCGCCAGGGAUAGCUUGAUUUGGCUGAAGUUAAACGCAUACACACUAUUGUAUAGUGGUGGGAGACAUCUUCCUGAGCUGGAAGCUGAAUACAUGGCCCCUUGGUUCUUUGGGAACAUUCCGGAACACAUAAACAGGACUCCUUGCCAUUUUGCUGUGUGACUCCCCAGAGCUUCGGGUGCUAGAGUGGACGCUGCCUCCCCACUGACUAGAAAGAGGUGACAGGAAGCAGAUGAUGGGAAAAGCAGUUGUUCCGGGUGCCUCACAGUGACAAGAGUCAGCACCACCCGGCUGCCUACGGCUCUCAGAAACAGCAUCGAACCCACUGCAGAGCCACAGGGCUGAUAACUGCAGCCCACCCCAUCUACCCUGUAGUAUCCAUCAACUUUGCCGUGUGUCUGAAGACACACCAGAAGUGUCUGGUUCUUGAUACUAAGUAAAAGGACAAAGCCAUCCACAAAGCUUUGAGCUGCUUGGCGUGAGCCAGGCCAGGACUAAGUGCAAAGGCAUAUCCUGGGACAAUGGCAGUGGCACUGUUGGAGGAGUGGUGUCAGAUCAUGAGUGUGGAUGACCGGAAGUCACUGAUGGUGAUUGGCAUACCCGCGGACUGUGGUGAGCCUGAGAUCCAGGAGGUCCUUCAGGAGGCGCUGAAGUGUGUGGGCAACUACCAACUGCUAGGCAAGAUAUUCCAGAAGCAAGACAACACCAAUGCUGUUUUACUAGAACUCCUGGAGGACACAGAUAUGUCUGUGGUCCCCAGUGAGGUUCAGGGAAAAGGGGGUGUCUGGAAAGUGAUCUUUAAGACCGCUAACCAGGACACUGAGUUUCUCCAAAGACUGAACCUCUUUCUAGAAAAAGAAGGGCAGACAGUUGCAGGGAUGUUCCGAGCUCUUAAGCAGGAGGGAAUGGCCCCAGCUACCACGACCUGCACAUCCUCUGAGUUACUGGCCCACUUGGUGGGGCAGGCAAUGGCUCAAACCCCCAGGUCUCUGCUGCCUGUGAGGUACUGUAAGUUGCGAGUGUUCUCUGGGAGCACAGUACCUGCCCCAGAGGAGGAGUCCUUUGAGGUCUGGUUCGAACAGGCCACUGAGAUAGCCAAAGAGUGGCCCAUCCCUGAGGCAGAAAAGAAAAAGUGGAUGAUGGAGAGCCUCCGUGGCCCUGCCCUGGACCUCAUGCACAUCGUCCAGUCGGACAACCCUUCUGCCAGUGUGGAAGAGUGUCUGGAGGCCUUUAAGCAGGUGUUUGGGAGCCUGGAGAGCCGUAGGUCCUCGCAGGUAAGAUACCUAAAGACCUAUCAGCAAGACGGGGAGAAAAUCUCAGCCUACGUGCUCCGGCUGGAAACUCUGCUUCGAAGAGCUGUGGAAAAACGGGCUAUUCCCCGAAACAUUGCUGACCAGGUACGCCUGGAGCAGGUCAUGGCUGGGGCCAACCUUAACAAUGUUCUAUGGUGCCGGCUCCGGGAGCUGAAGGAUCAGGGCCCACUACCCACCUUUUUGGAGCUGAUGAAGGUGAUACGGGAGGAAGAAGAAGAAGAGGCCUACUUUGAACAUGAGAGCAGGGAGGAGUCAGGGGAAAGAGAGGGUUAUAGCCGCUGGGACAAUGCAAGGAGCAACUGAGAGAUACCCCCACUCCUUUCACAUCUUGGUGGGCAUAGGGAUAGUGCCUGACAAGGCUGAUCUUGUUACUGAGGGUUUUUCCUCUAAUACACAGGAUUGAAGACAAGCGUUAGACCAAGUCUUUCCCUUUUUUUUCUUUUGUUUUGACAGGGUCUCACCUUAUAACCCAGGCUGGCCUUGAGUUUUUCUCUUCCUGCAUUAGGCCUCCCAAUUUGAGUUCUGGAACUAGAGGAAUGUACCACCACUAGUGUCCCAUCUCAAUUUUUCUUUCUGAGGAAAAAAAAUGCCUGGGCUCUAAGUAGAUUGGUUUGGUGGACUCUAAAGUAGAUUGUUAGGAAAUACAAGACCAAGUUCCUAAAAUACCUAAAACUCCUGUAUGUUAGUUUCCUUUAAGCACACCAAGGGUCAGCCAGACAGCUGGGUUGGUAAUGUUGCUUGCUAACCUCUUCAGAGGGGGUAAUGAUGUGAACAGCAGGAAAUAGAAGUUGGCUAGGAAGGAGCUGGAGAGAUGGCUCAGUGGUUAAGUGCACUGCUACUCUUCC